Messenger RNA from Striga hermonthica, 1038 nucleotides. NCBI's taxonomy places the organism in Eukaryota, Viridiplantae, Streptophyta, Magnoliopsida, Lamiales, Orobanchaceae. The record is from the annotation of a GenBank genome assembly.
AUGGCCGAGCGCAAGAAACUCAUCAUCGACACGGACCCAGGCAUCGAUGACGCCAUGGCGAUUUUCCUGGCUCUGCAGUCGCCGGAAGUUGACGUCAUCGGACUCACCACCAUUUACGGCAAUGUGUACACCACCCUCGCCACCAGAAAUGCUUUGCACCUCUUGGAGAUUGCCGGGAGAACUGAUAUUCCUGUGGCUGAAGGAUCUCAUGUUACCAUCACUAAUGGUACAAAGCUUCGAAUUGCGGAUUUUGUCCAUGGGACGGAUGGACUGGGAAAUCAAAACUUUCCUCCACCCAAAGGGAAGCCAAUUGAGCAGUCAGCUUCUGACUUUCUUGUCCAGCAAGCUAGUCUUUAUCCCGGGAAGGUCACUGUAGUUGCCUUGGGUCCUCUAACAAAUAUUGCACUUGCCAUACAGUCGGAUCCUUCUUUCGUAAAGAAUGUUGGGCAAAUUAUUCUUCUUGGUGGUGCAUUUUCAGUAAAUGGAAAUGUAAAUCCGGCAGCUGAAGCAAAUAUUUUUGGAGAUCCUGAUGCAGCAGACCUUGUUUUCACAAGUGGAGCUGAUAUUCUGGCCAUAGGAAUAAAUGUCACCCAUCAAGUUGUUUUAACUGACGCCAAUCGAAGCAAAUUGGCAGAAUCGACUGGAAAAUUCGCCGAAUACAUAUGCAAAAUUUUAGAUGUGUACUUCUCUUAUCAUCAUGAUGCCUACAGCACAAAAGGUGUCUAUCUUCACGACCCAACGACUCUACUUGCUGCUGUGGAUCCUUCACUCGUAACCUGUGUUGAAGGUGUUGUUCGUGUUCAGACAGUUGGGAUCACGAGAGGUCUAACAUUGUUCUAUAACAAACAGAAAAGGAGGAAAAUUAAUGUCACCGUCUUCUCCAAAAGCAUCGUUCCAGUACAAAGCGUCGUCGGCAAAUUCAUCAUAAAAAUUGGCAGCCCCACGCCGACCAUUUUGCUGCCAUCCUCGAUCAUCAUCCCCGUCGGCAGCCCCUCACCGGAACGCGCAAUCGCCGCCUCGCAGACCGUCGCGACCUAG